AUGAGCCUAAUGGGUCGGGGAAUGGCAGACGAAGCGCUAGUCCUUCUUCGUAUAAGACUAUGUGAUCUCAAUUUCAUCUUCUUCCUCUUCUCCGAUUCUCCCGACAGCAACUACAGCAAGUUGAAAUUUAUCGUAUCAAAUUCGGUAACUGAGGCUGUAACAAUUCGAUACUGCUUCUGGGUCCUCGAGGAUGCAAAAAAAUUGCGGUUGAAGAUCUUCAAUGGUCAGUUUGAAGAGCUUCAUCAAAGACAAUCUCAAUGGACCGUUCCUGACACAGAGCUAAGAGAAUCUCUCAGACUUGCAGUUGUUGAAGUCUUGUUGCCUGCAUACAGAUCUUUCAUUAAAUGUUUUGGAGCACUUGUUGAGAAUGGGAAAAAUCCCGAUAAGUAUAUAAGGUAUUCAGCAGAGGAUCUUGACCGGAUGCUUUGUGAAUUUUUCAAGGGUAAGACUUUGAACGAAGCAAGACGAUAG
Messenger RNA from Lactuca virosa, 471 nucleotides. The record is from the annotation of a GenBank genome assembly. NCBI's taxonomy places the organism in Eukaryota, Viridiplantae, Streptophyta, Magnoliopsida, Asterales, Asteraceae.